Molecule: messenger RNA, 2569 nt
Organism: Hibiscus syriacus
Lineage: Eukaryota; Viridiplantae; Streptophyta; Magnoliopsida; Malvales; Malvaceae
Exons: 4
Coding region: 235-2394 (719 amino acids)
Source: RefSeq, a predicted model, not a curated record
AAUGAAGAAAUUGAUGAGGAUGGUGGUGGUGAGUUUUCUUCUGGUUAUUUUGUUUGGGGUAAGAUUAAGAAUCAUCCAUGGUGGCCGGGACAGGUUUAUGAUCCGGCUGACGCGUCGGAUUAUGGGGUGAAGCUUCGACAGAAGGGAAGACUCCUUGUUGCGUACUUCGGUGAUAGUUCAUUUGCAUGGUGCCAUCCAUCUCAAUUGAAGCCUUUCGAAGAGAAUUUUGAGGACAUGUCGAAGUUGAGUAGCUCUAAGAACUUUGUCAAUGCUGUAUGGGCUUCCGUUGAUGAAAUCAGAAGACUUGUGGAGUCGAAAAUGACUUGCUCGUGUGUUCCGAAGGAGAACUGUGUUGGACUCGACCGACUUCUAGCAGAUAAUGCUGGAAUAAAGGAAGGAGUUCUUGUUCCUGAAGGUGGAAUUGAAAAUGUUUCAGUUGGUCUCUUUGAGCCUAAAGAAGUUCUUUGUAAAUUGAAACAAGUUUCACAGGCUCUUUCGACUAGUAAUUUGCUUGAAUGUGCAGUGUUGAAGGGUUGGCUAUCUGCUUAUAAUCGAUCAAUAGGGCGCCCUCGAAUUCUUAUGGACCAUGAGCUGCUCUUGAAUCCGGACACUGAAGAAAAUUUUAGAACUUUUUUGGCGGAUAUGGGUGAUUAUAGCGAGGAAGUGGGAAACCCAAUCACUACGCCAGCUGAAAAAGAUUGGAUUUCUUCUUUGUCUGGUCCGAAAUUUGGCCAAGGCAUUCGGACUUCCACAAGGCAUUCGGAGAUUACAGAGAAUGCCAUGCAUCAAGGGAGGAAACAGAAAAGCAUUGCUGAAAUCUUGAAAACUGAUAUAGGUGUUCAGGCUCAUAAGGUAACAAAGUCCGCUAAACAAGCAUCCUUUUCUCGUAGGAAAAAGGCAAAAGUCGAUUAUAAAGCUAAUGAUGAUGGUGGCAGUAAUUCGAGCUUUGUACCAAGAAAGGGGAAGCAAACUGAGCUUUCAGGAUCUCAUGCUGAAACUGAUGCCAUUGGAGCCAAGAAAGAAAUGGAUAAGGAUUAUUCAUCAAGAGGAAGGAAAAUGAAGAGCAAACAAGCAAGCGAUAAUAACGGUGAUGAUUCAGGCAAAGAAGAUACUAAUACUGUCUCGGCUAAAAGGAAAGAAGACCCUAAUACUGUCAUUGGAACAAUCAGUAGGAAUGACUCUUUUUCGAGAGAAAGGAAGAAAAGCAAGUACUUAUCUCCUCCUUACACUAGUUCAACUGGGAAGCUGAGGAAAUCAGGCAUAGAAGAUGAAUCCAUAGAGGCUUCCAAUGACACCCGAUCCAGAGAGACGAUGAUUAAAGCUACUGGCAAUCCUGUUAUCAGUGAAAGGAACGAACUCUCUGAAGAAGUUCAUGCAGAGCAAGAAGCAUCAAAUGAAUUAAGAUCUCUAAUACCAAAACUGUACCUUGACCGGAUAAUUGAUCUGGAAAAAGCUGAAACUCCUGCAAAUGAAGUUCUAGUAGCAGUCCGUUCUAUAGCUCUUAGUCCACAAUACCAAAGGGACAAUGGCUCCUUCGAACUUAUUGUGAAGUUUUUAUCUGCAUUCAGAAGCUCAGUUUACCGAGAUGGAUCUGACUACAAAAUGUAUAAUCAGCUCCAACAACAUAAAAGAAGAAAAUCUCCGGACUUUUCGGCAGUGUCAUUAGGAAAAGACCGGUCUACAGCUGGUCUGGUUCCCUCUGGACAUAAAUCCCAUAAGAAAAAAGUUGGAAAGAAAGAAGAAACAGAGAUGGGUCAAUCCAAACCCAGGGAAGCUACCUGGACAUCACUGAAGAAAACCCAGAAACCAAAGCCGUAUAAACGUAAACGGAAGCAAACUGUCACAGCUGCAGUUUUGAAGAAAAAUGAUAAAGAAGCUGAUGAAGAUAAAUUACCUGCUGCCCUUUUCGUGACAUUUGGCCCUGGAUCCUCGUUGCCUACGAAGGAUGACCUUGUCCGAAUAUACAGCAAGUAUGGAGCACUGGAUAUGGAGGAUACCGAUAUGUUCUACAAUAAUUUCUGUGCUCGCAUUGUCUUCUUAAGAACCUCUGAUGCUGAAGAAGCCUUCAGCAGCUCACAAAACGAUAGCCCUUUCGGAUCUGCCAAUGUCAGUUUCCGGCUUCGACUUCACGUGACCACAUUAUCUCAAAACCAGAGGGAAAUACCGAGUUCCAAGAACUCUUCUUCUCUAGUGGAGGAUGGAAUUGAAAGAUCAACCAAGUCAUCGGCUCCCGGAAAUUUGCAGCUUAACCACAUCAAGAAGAAGCUCGAGAUGCUGACAUCGAUGCUGGAGAUACCAGAUGAAAAAAUGUCAUCAGAGACUAAAUCCAAGAUACAAAACGAGAUAAAAGGGCUCUUGGAGGUUGUAAACACAAUGGUUGAAUCUUCAUCUUAAGCAAAAAUGGCUUCAGAUUUAGGAUGUAUGGGAUAUGUAGUUCAUGUCAUGUUACAUACAUUGGGUUAGGGAACUUGUAUGAAGUAUAUAGGAUAGUAGUACUUUAUAGUUACCAUUUGCAUUUGUUAAAAACUUAAAAUCACCACAUGCUACAGAUAGCAUAAACUGCCCCAAG